Molecule: messenger RNA, 969 nt
Organism: Branchiostoma floridae (Florida lancelet)
Lineage: Eukaryota; Metazoa; Chordata; Leptocardii; Amphioxiformes; Branchiostomatidae
Exons: 4
Coding region: 135-608 (157 amino acids)
Source: RefSeq, a predicted model, not a curated record
GGUCUGGCACACUCAGCAUGACUUAGCUUGAUCAAAAUCACUUUCCGUCACAUCGGAGUUUUCCUCCAAGUCGCAAAGGGUUGACUGUCUGUCCCUGAUCUGAGAAGAAGCCGACUGGAGUCACCGAGUACAGGAUGAUGUUCGUCUUUGCCCUUCUUGUCGCUGGCCUUUUCCACCAGGCGCAGGGUCAGGGCCAGCUGUACCCAGGCGAGGUACAGGGGUUCCCUUGUCUGUCCUGCGACGCAGACAUCAUCGACGGCGUCCUGGACGACAACCCGUGUGCCGGCACCCCCGGGGACCUGUCCGACACCGUCAACUGUCCCAUCGGGCAGUACUGCUACGUGAUGUACCAGACUACAGACCGCGUGCUGACUGACAUCGUGCGCGGCUGUGAGCAGACGUGCACGGAGACGGACGACUGCAUGCGGGACGCCUCGGCCGACUGCGUGCGCUGCUGUAACGACCGGAACAACAACACCGCCUGCAACACCUGGGUCAUCGACGUCGAGAACCUGCCGUCCGGUGGGGUCAGGGCGGGGGAAACUGCCCUGACCAGCCUGCUGGCUCUUAUGCUGAUGUUUGGGAUUGUGUUUUCCCUUUUGGGCUAAAUCGUCAUGGAUGUAAAGUUUUGACCAGUUUAUGACCUGUGUGGUCUAGAUUGAGAUAUUUUUUCUUGUGGAUAUUGUUAAGAAAACUCCAGUUUUCUGCAAUGGACUUUUUUUUUUUACAGAUUUCUACUUUUCAAACACGUUGAAUGUUCCCCCGUAAUUGAGCCCUAAAUGAGAGAGUCUUGCCUAUUGGCUAGACUCAGAUAUUGGGACGGGGUGAAAUUCCAGUGUGUCUGGAUAGCCCCCUGACAAAUCAUCUAACCUAUGCUGUAGUGAUAAAAGAAGAACUGAUAGAUACAAGUUCACUUUCUGUUCAUCUUUGCUUGCUUUGAGGAGUAUUAAACAUCUGGCCUUGACACGA